Messenger RNA from Aspergillus terreus NIH2624, 1056 nucleotides. RefSeq names its product alpha-hydroxy acid oxidase. The record is from RefSeq and is a predicted model, not a curated record. The transcript has 8 exons. The coding region runs from base 1 to 1056 and encodes 351 amino acids. Lineage: Eukaryota; Fungi; Ascomycota; Eurotiomycetes; Eurotiales; Aspergillaceae. Gene Ontology annotation, molecular function: FMN binding; oxidoreductase activity.
AUGGCGCAUCGUGGAGAGACCCUGGAUAAAGAUGUCUCGUGCAUUGCCGAUCUGAAGGCGUUAGGAAGUCGACGACUUCCGCCGAUGGUCAGAGAUUACUACAAUGAGGGUGCUAUGGAUCUGAUAACUUUACGCGAAAACGAAGCAGCCUUUGAUCGCUACAAGAUCUUGCCGCGGACUCUGGUCAAUGUUGACAAAAUCGAUACAAGCACCGAAAUCCUCGGGACAAAGAGCCAGGUAGCUCUCCCGUUUGGAUUUAGCCCUGCUGCCUCUCAAAAACUGGCUCAUCCUGAUGGGGAGCUGGCUGUGUCGCGCGCAGCCGCAAAGUACGGUAUCUGCAUGGGCUUGUCAUCCUACUCCAAUUAUCCCCUCGAGGACGUAGCAGACCAGGGCUUCGGAAAUCCCUAUGCGAUGCAGAUGUGCGUGUUACGGGAUCGUUCCAUCACGAUUCAGCUUCUCCAGCGGGCAGAGAAGGCUGGAUACAAAGCACUUUUCCUGUCCGUUGACGUUCCAGUCCUGGGUAAACGACUUAACGAAUACCGGAACAAUUAUGAACUUCCAAAAGACAUGUCCUGGCCAAAUAUUCUGAGCAGUGGCAGUGAUACAUCCAACCGCACGGAUUACGAUCCGAGCCUAGACUGGGAGAGUACGAUCCCGUGGCUCAGGAAGCAUACAACGCUCAAGAUCUGGCUCAAAGGAAUUUGCAAUCCCGACGACGUAGAACUGGCCAUCCGAUACGGUGUGGAUGGCAUUAUCAUCUCGAAUCAUGGAGGCCGACAGCUUGACGGAAUUCCCGCGACUUUAGAUGCUUUGAGGUUGUGUGCCCCAGUGGCGAAAGGUCGCAUUCCGCUGGCUAUUGAUGGAGGCAUUCGCCGUGGAUCCGACAUUUUCAAGGCUCUCGCUUUGGGCGCCAGCUAUUGCUUUAUGGGGAGGAUACCCAUCUGGGGCCUUGCUUACGAUGGACAGAACGGUGUGGAAUUGGCAAUCAGGAUCCUGCGACAGGAACUUAGGAUCACAAUGGCACUGGCUGGUGACAUCCAUGCUGAUGUCUACUAG